Molecule: messenger RNA, 2334 nt
Organism: Schizosaccharomyces osmophilus
Lineage: Eukaryota; Fungi; Ascomycota; Schizosaccharomycetes; Schizosaccharomycetales; Schizosaccharomycetaceae
Gene: alp4
Product: gamma tubulin complex GCP2 subunit Alp4
Exons: 1
Coding region: 1-2334 (777 amino acids)
Biological process (GO): microtubule nucleation; meiotic cell cycle; mitotic cell cycle
Cellular component (GO): mitotic spindle pole body; gamma-tubulin small complex; equatorial microtubule organizing center
Molecular function (GO): gamma-tubulin binding; microtubule minus-end binding
Source: RefSeq, a predicted model, not a curated record
AUGGUUCGUUCAAACACGUCUGUGCACUCUAAUGAAGACACGGGAUUAGAGUCACCUUCCAAGAGUUUUCCUCAUGAGCAAAAUGUAUAUCAGGUCCAGUUGAUUCAGGAUGCCGAAUCACCGCUCAUUACAAGAUCCCAGUCAAAUUAUUUGCAUUAUGGAAAAAUUACGAGGAACCCAUCCGAAUUAUCUCUACGCGACCAAGAAAAGUGCUUGAUUGAUGAGCUUUUGAAUGCAUUUAUGGGCAUGGAGGGAAACUAUAUUCAUUUACAGGAUGCGUCUAGCUUAUCCCACUCACAAAAGAUCGUUUCUCCUCCAUCUUUUACUAUUUGUCCUGGUUUCGAUUUGGGGCUUAAGGAUAUCAUUUCCGAAACUCUGGAAUUGGGCUCCUACUACUUGAGUAUCGUAACAUUUAUUGAAUCCAGAAGUCAGUUCGACUAUGGGUAUAUAAACCAUGCUUUGUGUGCGGCUUUAAGAAGGUUUAUAUCAGAUUAUCUUGUACUACUCAUGCAAUGCGAACACAGGUGUCAAGUGGAUCCUGGAUUUUCUUUGCAAACUCUUCGUUUAUAUAUAUUACCUACUUUUCGCUCUAUGAAACUAGUGUACUUUAUCAUACGCGAUCUGGUUUUGUCAACAGAGCAUGAUCAGCAGGAGGAUGACAUGGGUUUGGACAAUAUAGACGAUUUACUUGAAAAGCUCAACCAGGGAAAUGAUAUCUCUCAAAUUAUGCAGAGCUCAAUAUCGAGAAAAAAAGUCUGUAAAGGUGGUCGUGUUCUGACCUACUUGACAGAUGCCCUAACGAAUUUUGCUGGUGACCCUAUAGCUCGAAACAUUUUGACAUUUCUUCUCCGAGAGUCCUCACGGCCGUAUAUGAGAUUUUUGAAUUCUUGGAUUCACGAGGGCAAAAUUGACGAUCCGUAUGAAGAGUUUAUGAUUAAAUCUCACAGGAGUCUAACUUCACAAAGACUUGACGAUGACUAUACAGACGAAUAUUGGGAAAAGCGCUAUGUUAUUCGUGAAGAUCAGGUUCCCGCGCAACUUUCCCAGCUAAAAGACAAGGUUUUGCUUGCAGGAAAAUACUUGAAUGUUGUAAUUGAAUGCAAACAGGCGUCUGGGGAUAAUGUUAGCCAGACUUUGGCGGCCAAUCCUGAAGAAGAAAAUCCUGGAUGGCCGGAUACUUUAGAAGAUGAGAAUUUCACCAAAAACAUUAUAGAUGCUUAUGUCUAUGCAAAUGAGUCACUGCUUCUGUUGCUGCAAUCUUCACAAUCGCUGUACAGUCACUUGCAUGCUUUGAAACACUAUUUCUUUUUGGAUCAGUCUGACUUUUUCUCUACCUUUUUGGAUACAGCGCAGCAAGAAUUGCGAAAACCUGUAAAGCUUAUUUCUGCGACCAAGCUGCAGUCGCAGCUGGACUUGUCCCUCCGGCAACCGGGAACAAUCACAGCUGUCGACCCAUUUAAGGAGUACCUAACGCUUGAAUUGAAUCAGACAUCUUUGAUUGACUGGUUGAUGCAUAUCGUGAGCAUUAGUGGACUGGAGGAUUCGGCAUUGGUACAGAGCGAAAAGGGAAUGAUGGAUCAUUUCACGAAUCGAAUGGAUAGUGGGAGUGACCAAAAGAGUCAAAGUUCGUCUUCGAAAGGAACAACAGAAAAAGAAAUUGAUGGGUUUGAAGCGAUGCAAUUUGGAUAUAAAGUUCCGUUUCCCUUGUCUUUGAUUUUAUCACGAAAGGCAAUUAUUCGAUAUCAGUUAUUGUUUCGCUUUUUCUUGAUGGUGAAGCGUGUGGAAAUGCAAUUGGAAAACAGUUGGCUCCAUCAUAGCAAGAAACCCACUUGGAAAAACAAGUCGCCCUUUCCCCGGAUUGAGCGAUGGAAGAAGAAGGCGUGGUUUAUGCGAACCCGUAUGCUUACGCUGAUACAGAAAAUUCGUUAUUACAGUAUGAACGAAGUCAUAGAAACACAUUGGCCUGUGUUUAUGAAGAGUAUAGAACACGCGCGUACCGUGGAUAAUUUAAUGCAAGAACAUGUUGAUUUUUUGGAUACUUGCUUAAAGGAAUGCAUGUUGACGAAUUCUAAGCUAUUAAAGGUGAACGCGAAAUUGCUAGGAACAUGUGGCAUGUUUGCAUCGUAUACUAGCUCAUUUACAAGGUCAUUGCAACUCGCAGAGACAGGCGAAGAGUCCUACGACGAUGUACGGAUGGACAAGAUGGAAGAAAUUUUAAAGCGAUAUGAAGAGAACUUUGCUCAUCAUUUGCGGGUUCUGAUGGAUGCUUGCAACUUUUACGCGAGUACAGAGACGGCAGCGUUGUUGAAUCUGGUUAUGAGGCUGUCUACCUAG